Messenger RNA from Neoarthrinium moseri, 1620 nucleotides. RefSeq lists its product as uncharacterized. Bases 1 to 1620 code for a protein of 539 amino acids. The transcript has a single exon. NCBI's taxonomy places the organism in Eukaryota, Fungi, Ascomycota, Sordariomycetes, Amphisphaeriales, Apiosporaceae. The record is from RefSeq and is a predicted model, not a curated record.
AUGUUUCGGGCUGGAACCAUUGCCCUGGCGCUGGCAGCGCUUGCACAUGGCGCACCUAUAUCUGAUGACAACAAAGUUGUCGAGGAGAGGCAGUGGCAGAUAGGGGAUCCAUGGACAACCAUCAUAUGGGGAAACCAACCACCCCCAACUGCACUUCCCACCAGCGGCCCUGGUCUCCUUCCCCCCAUCACGGGCGGGUUCAAUCCUCCUCCAAAGGAGAAGAGACAGGACAACAUUGGCCCAGUGCUUGGCGGUAGCGACCCGAGUGCACUGAAGGCACACAUCAUCGACCUUGAACUGGAAUACGAAAGACUCCGCCAGCAGUACGGAACGCAUGCGCCGCCAUCCGUCGUGAGGCGCCAGAAGGAGAUUGAAAAUGAGCUCAAAAAGUACGGUAUUACCAUCGUCGCUACCCCGGAUGGUACCUCAACAACCAUAACCUUUGGAAAAGCGAAGAGACAAGAGAACAUUGGACCCUUCCUUGGAGGAAGUGACCCCAGUGCCCUGAAAGAGCAUCUGGUAGCUCUUGAGUUGGAGUAUGAGUUUCUGGUCCAGCAGUACGGGAAACACGCGCCACCGUCUGUCUUAAGGCGCAAGGAGGAAAUCGAGCACGAGCUCAAGAAAUAUGGGAUCACCAUUGUCGCUAGCCCGGAUGGGACUUCGACAACCAUUACUCCAGGAAAGGCCAGGAGGCAGGAGUCGUUCAUUGGAGAUGGAUCAUAUGGCAAUGCUGCUUUCAAUCUGGAGGGUCUGGAGAGGACCCUGGAAGCAUUAAUGCAACAAUACGGUCCCAACCCUCCACAUGAUGUCUACAUCAUUGAGGAGAACAUCAAGCACAUUCUCCUUGCUUAUGGAAUCAAGAUCAUCCAGUCUCCUGACGGCACCUCGACGACUAUAUACCCAUCUACCAAGCGGUCAGCACCAGACUAUGACAUCGAAAAACUGGAGAUUGUCCUUGAGUCCCUAAUUCAGAAGUACAACGGGGAACGUCCACCGUUGGCUGACUGGCUGGUUAUCCAACACAUUGCAGCCGUCCUCAAAUCAUACGGAAUUACUGUUCAACAAUCACCCGAAGGCACCGUCACCAUUAUCAAGCCAAGCGACAAGCGCCAAAGCACCAUCUCACUGGGUGACAGCGUCAACACGGUUGCACUUCAGGCUUUGUUCGCCAUGCUCGAGGCCACAUACGGUUCCAACCCACCCCGUGAUAUUUACCUCAUUGAGCAGACUAUCGCCACGAUCCUAAGCAUUAAGGGAAUCAUCAUCCCGGGCUUCACUAUUCCUGGUGGUCCGUUGACCCCUGAGAAACCCAUCCCAGGAGGUGGCAUGAUUCCUGACCCAACUGUGCCGGGUGGUAGUAUCACUCCGGACCCGACAGUUCCAGGAGGCUCUCUGAACCCAAGCACGAAGCGCGACGGACCUGGCUUCUCGGUAGAGGGACUUCAAGCCGCAUUAGCCCAGCUGGAGGCACAGUAUGGGGGGUACGGGUCGGGCAAGAUUCCCGUCUCGGUGUUCAUCAUAAUGCAGAACAUCGUCACGAUUCUCCAGGCCGAGGGGGUUACCGUACCAGGAUGGCCAACGUUGGGCGGAGGGUCAACUAUCAUAGGCCCAUCCACCUAG